Molecule: messenger RNA, 1426 nt
Organism: Gossypium raimondii (Peruvian cotton)
Lineage: Eukaryota; Viridiplantae; Streptophyta; Magnoliopsida; Malvales; Malvaceae
Exons: 10
Coding region: 328-1299 (323 amino acids)
Source: RefSeq, a predicted model, not a curated record
GGAAUUUAGAAGAAUCUCUUCCCCCUCCAACUCAAACGUCCUAACGACCAGGAAGGAACUCUAAUAACAAUAUAUAAAGGACACAUACCGGAGGGGAGGGAUUGAAAUAAUAGAGUUUCAAAUUUCUUAAAACUCUGUUAUUUCCUUAUUUACUAACCUACCUUUUAUUGUUUCUUUCUUUCUUUCUUCGGGGGUUUACCAGCUUUCCUUACACUUCUGGAUUUCCUCUUACUCUACGUUAAGGCCUUCUCCAAAUUCGAUUUCAAUAUUCCUAAAGAAUUUGUUAGGGUUUAAGGAAGAAUUGGUGCAAAUCUUGAGCUGUAAUUAAUGAGGCCUGGUGCCUUGCGAAGGCGGCUUGAUCAUGGGGACGUUGGCAGGAUGAGCAAUGGAAAUUAUAUGAUGACGGGAUUACAUGGUUUAGAUGAACCUUUGUUAGGGAACCGUGAUUACUAUGGCAGGCAUUCAGAGGGGAAAACGCCAGAGUGUAUUUGGGUUGAAGGGCAAUGGAAGGAGCAUUUACAUUGGGCGGCGCUUUUGUUCACUAACUUGAUUGUGCAAUGGGCACAAUGGAUAGCAAACAUUGUCCUUGGAUCUGUAUCAUUUAUUGCACGCAUUUUACCUCUACCUUCUAACACCCAAAGUGGAUCAAACUGGAAACUUCUUGAGCCUGCACUUAAUCCUUUACAGGAAGCUAGGCUGAGAAGUCUUCAGCAAAGAUUGGGAAUCCCCUAUGAUGGAUCUCGCCUGGAGCAUCAAGAAGCUCUUAAGCAAUUAUGGAAAUUGGCUUACCCUGACAGGGAGCUUCCAUCUCUUAAAUCAGAGCUUUGGAAGGACAUGGGAUGGCAAGGUCCAGAUCCUUCAACAGAUUUUCGGGGUGGAGGAUUCAUAUCAUUAGAGAAUCUCAUCUUUUUUGCCAAGAAAUAUCCGCAAUCUUUCCAGAGGUUGUUGCACAAACAAGAUGGGAAUAGAUCUGAAUGGGAAUAUCCAUUUGCAGUAGCUGGCAUCAAUAUUUCAUUUAUGUUGGUACAGAUGUUGGAUCUGCAAUCAGGGAAACCAUCUUCUAGGGCUGGAAGAAGAUUUUUGGAACUACUUGCAGAAGAUGAAAUGGCAUUCGACGAUCUUUAUUGUGUGACCUUUCAGAUGAUGGAUGCACAAUGGCUUCUGAAACGGGCUUCAUACAUGGAAUUCAACGAAAUUCUGAAGUCUACAAGAACACGGUUAGAGCACGAACUUUCACUUGAAAGUGUCUCCAGAGUGAAAGAUUUACCUGCAUAUAGUCUGUUAAAAAGUUAUUUAUGAUCUUGAAUCCAAUACAGACAUUUGUUUUCAUCAUUUACAGAAUCGCUGUCAUAUAUAUUUCCUUUAAUAAACUGAUGGAAAUUAUAUAUUCGUUAUGAAAUUCAAGUAUAGCUCCGGAAUACGAUAA